CGUUGCCGACUGCAAUCUGUCAUCCAGCUCCCCAUCGACGCCAUGUUUGCUGCCAGAUCACACCAGUCUGCCCUCGUCCGAUCGGCCUCUCGAGCUGUUGCUCCCCAGGCCUCCGCCAUCGCCGCGGCCCAGUCGCCGGUCGCCAUCCAAUUCCGAUCUUACCACGAGAAGGUUAUCGACCACUACGAGAAGCCCCGCAACGUUGGAUCGCUGUCCAAGAACAGCCCCCACGUCGGCACCGGCCUCGUUGGUGCCCCCGCCUGUGGCGACGUUAUGAAGCUCCAGAUCCUCGUCAAUGAUGAAACGGGCAUGAUCGAGGACGUCAAGUUCAAGACGUUUGGAUGUGGCUCCGCGAUCGCCUCGUCGUCGCUGGCCACCGAAAAGAUCAAGGGCAUGCAUGUCUGGGAUGCAGUCAAGAUCAAAAACACCGACAUUGCAAAGGAACUAUCGCUGCCGCCCGUCAAGCUCCACUGCUCUAUGCUCGCGGAAGACGCCAUCAAGUCGGCGAUCAAGGACUGGGAGUCCAAGCGGGCAAAGAGAACGGCGGAUCCCUCCGAGGCCUCGUAGAUCGAACUCUGCAUCCCAUUCAUUUUUCUUUCUUUCUUGAAGCCGCGGGCUUGCGCCUGACAGUGUCGUUAGCUGCCUCUGCGUCGCUGGCGGACACCGCGUCGUCUCCAUCAACCGGCCCUGAGGACUCAGACCGGUCCUUGCCCUUAGUCCCGCCACGCAGCGCACACUUCAAGUAGCCUGCCGAUAGGGCUUCUCCCGUCCGCAAGCCACGGCGAAGGUCCUGCUGUCCCUGUACUCCACCUUGCACAUCCAUGUUACGCUCAGCACAGAGCCAGCCGGGCGCUUGGUCCCAAAUGAAGUCUGUGAUAUGAAGUGUU
Molecule: messenger RNA, 887 nt
Organism: Polychytrium aggregatum
Lineage: Eukaryota; Fungi; Chytridiomycota; Chytridiomycetes; Polychytriales
Product: NifU-like N terminal domain-containing protein
Exons: 3
Coding region: 43-567 (174 amino acids)
Biological process (GO): intracellular iron ion homeostasis; iron-sulfur cluster assembly
Cellular component (GO): mitochondrial matrix; cytoplasm
Molecular function (GO): ferrous iron binding; 2 iron, 2 sulfur cluster binding
Source: RefSeq, a predicted model, not a curated record